AACAUGGAUUUUCAAACAACAAACACAAGGAGGAAAAUAUUAAAUCAUGUAGUCUGUAGUAUUUUAGUCGAAUGUGGUUACGAUACUUGUGAAAAACAAGCACUAGAAGUUCUCACAGAAAUGCUACUGUCUUUUCUUGUAGAGGUUGGAGAAUCUGCAAGGAAUUACUGUGAACUCUCUGGUAGAACAGAACCGCUUAUUGCGGAUGUUAUAGUAGCAUUGGUAAAUAUGGGUAUAAAAUUAGAUAAUUUGGAAAGUUAUGGCAAGAGAGCCAAUAGAACAGUUUUGCCACCGCUUCAGCAACAAACUCAAUCGAAGCAAUUAAAUAUUUUGCAAGCUGGAGUGAAACAGAGUCAUCCGUCUCACAUACCGAGUUAUUUACCAGCUUUCCCUGAUCCGCAUGCAUACAUUCGAACACCGACACAUAAACAACCAGUAACAGAAUACGAAGCAAUAAGAGAGAAAGCAGCAACACAAAAACGUGAUAUUGAAAGAGCUUUAACAAGAUUUAUUGCAAAAACUGGGGAAACACACAGUCUGUUUUUAACGGAAGAUAACAGUAUGUUCCCAUUAAUAUCAUGUAAACCACAAUUUCCUAGUUAUCUUUCUGCACUCCUUCCGCAGGAUCAAAUUUUUGAAACUGAUCAAGAUUUUCAAUUUGAACCAAGCCCAAUUAAAAAGAAAAAGGAGCAAGAAAGAGAAGAGUUGGAAGAAGGUAUGAAAGGACAAAAUGAAGAUAUUGAACAAAAUGGAGAAAUUACAACACAACAAGAUGCUAUAGAUAAUCCUUACUUAAGACCCGGAAAAAUACCAAAAAAUAAAAUGCCAGGUGCCUCAGUUCCUGGUUUACAUUCGAUAAAGAGGGAUUCUCUUGAAUAAUGUCUUCAACAACAAUGGUAUUAUUUUAAUAAAUUUAUUAUUUCUUAGGUUAAUAUUGUGUACAUAAUAAUAUAUUAUAAAGUAUAUU
This is a messenger RNA of Frieseomelitta varia, 967 nucleotides long. RefSeq names its product transcription initiation factor TFIID subunit 8-like (gene Taf8). Lineage: Eukaryota; Metazoa; Arthropoda; Insecta; Hymenoptera; Apidae. Gene Ontology annotation, molecular function: protein heterodimerization activity. Gene Ontology annotation, cellular component: transcription factor TFIID complex. The coding region runs from base 4 to 879 and encodes 291 amino acids. Gene Ontology annotation, biological process: transcription initiation at RNA polymerase II promoter. The record is from RefSeq and is a predicted model, not a curated record. The transcript has 5 exons.